Messenger RNA from Phialemonium atrogriseum, 1429 nucleotides. RefSeq names its product WD40 repeat-like protein. Lineage: Eukaryota; Fungi; Ascomycota; Sordariomycetes; Cephalothecales; Cephalothecaceae. The transcript has 6 exons. Gene Ontology annotation, molecular function: protein binding. The record is from RefSeq and is a predicted model, not a curated record. Bases 401 to 1402 code for a protein of 333 amino acids.
CCCUCCGCAAAAUCAAUCGAGCGUGGCUAAUAGAAAGGAGGUGUCUGUUUUGGCGACUAGAUUGAAGGCAACUGGGCAGGCUGCUGUGCGGCACUGGAAGCCAAUUAACAGGAGCUCCACCCGGUGUCCUUCUUUUGGUAUCUUUUGGUCGCUUAAAGGGUGCAGUUUGUUUCUUGCCUCUCCGACGACCAAUUCUUAAGCCCUUUGAGCGGACAGGAAACAAUUACUUGCAAAACGCAUGCAUUCGUACACACAAAGAAAAACGUGGAACGCAGAUGCGGGCAUAGGGCAUGUGGUAAAUUCCGGAAGUUUUGUCGUCUGAAUCCCCGUCGCUGUCGAACCUAGGAAGUCGUGCCAUAUCACACUACCUGAAAGGGGACAUUACUUGUCAUAGCCAAGCAUGUAUCUUCUGGGCUGUAGUGAUGGUUACCAGCAAGCCGGGGCUGACCUCGUCUAUGUCCUUGACAUUAUCUCCCUCGGCGCUGGGCUAGCCGCGAUCUCUUCUGAUCAGAGUCUUUCACUCUUCAACCCCCUUCGGUUGGGUCAAGGACCACUGAAGAGGCUACGGACAAGUCAUGGAAACAUUGCAACUGCGAAAGCCUAUAGCGUUGCAGAGUCCAUUGUGGCUACGACAGGAGAGAACGGGACGGUUUGCUUAUGGGAUCUAAGGCUGGAGCCAGGGGAUGCCCAGGUCCUUGAACUAGGCGGUAACGAAACAAGUCUCCUGUCGCUUGCUUGCUCCCCCUCGACAUUUUCGGUAUCUGCGGGGACCGAGUUAGCAGACCAUCAGGCCUCAGUUCUCAUAUGGGACAUUCGACAGGGUUCGAGCCCUCGGAUAAAAUAUGCUGAAAUCCACAGCGACGACGUGACCGAAUUGAACUUCCAUCCAGGGGAUCCAAACAUUCUGCUCUCUGGUUCCACAGACGGACUGGUAAACAUAUGUGACACAAGAAUAACAGACGAGGAUGAAGUUGUCGUGACUGCCUUCAACCAUGGGUCGGUCCACCGGGCAGGAUUCCUCAAUAAUACCGAAAUCUUCGCCUUGUCACACGACGAGAAAUUUGCCUUAUAUAACAUAGCAGAAGGCGACCAAGGAAGCCUGUCAUCACUCAAUAUGGGUGAUGCCAGAGAAGCCCUCGGGUGCCAGUACGUGGCGCACAUCUUUCCCAAACCCAAUGGAGUCGAGGCCAUCAUCGGAGUCGGAUCUCAAAGCCAACAGAUGUUCCAACUGAUCCACCUGGCAAAGGCGGAAACUUGGGGCGUCGACCAAGCAUCUUCCGUUGGUCUUCCAGGAGCGCAUGGAGAGGAGAUUGUCAGGAGUUUUUGUUUCCUCGAGGGCCAGGACGUGGUUUUCACAGCUGGCGAGGAUGGAUGUGUCAAGGCUUGGAGGCCAGGGGCAUAAAAGAGGGCUAUUCUUGAAGUUUCGGUU